GACUACAAGCCAGACGAGGACCCUGCCAAGUUCAAGUCAGUUAAGACCGGCAGAGGACCCCUUGGGCCCUCCUGGAAGAAAGAGCUGGUUAGUAAGACUGACUGCCCAAGGAUGUGUGCCUACAAACUGGUCACAGUCAAGUUCAAGUGGUGGGGCCUGCAGACCAAAGUGGAGAACUUCAUCCAUGAGCAAGAGAAGAGGAUCUUCAACAACUUCCACCGCCAGCUCUUCUGUUGGAUUGAUAAGUGGGUGGAGCUGACUAUGGAUGAUAUCCGGCGGAUGGAGGCAGAGACGCAGAAGGAGCUGGAUGAGAUGCGUAAGAAGGGCUCUGUGCGAGGCACAAAGGCUGCAGACGAGUAGCCAGGCCAGGUGUAGCUCUGAGUUUUGCUGUCUUCGCAAACGGGGUGAAGUACGAGGAACCAGUGCUGCAGACGAAUGAAAAGGCAAAGGAUUUUAAACACCACGAUGACAACAGCGAUGGAGACUGCUAAGAGGGAUCCUUCGGUGCCACUUUUUUUUUUUUUUUUUACCUGAACUGAUUCAGGCUGUGGAGGAGGGGGCUCUGCUACCUGCAAUCAAUAGAGCAGAUCCCUGACUUGCACCCAAUCAUAGACAUUCUAUACACUGAGGAAUUGAUUUCUAGAAACCAACACGAUCCUAGCUGAUAAGACUUAAUUUUGAUCUCCUGGGCAGAGGAAGGCUAGCUAUCAGCAUCAUGUUAUUGACAACACCUAGCCUUCUGGAGAGAUAUGAAGAGGAGCUACUUGCAGUAGAGAAUUUCUUACAAAAGCAAAUUCAUUGGCUUGAUUCCACAGUGGCAGGUGUUGGACCAAAUAUUUCCUCUGUAUUAUUUUGAUUUUCUUUUUUUUUUUUUUUUUUUAAAUGUUGUCUCCAAAACAUUCCUCUAAAGAUGAUGCCCUCUCUGACCUCUCUUUGUCUCCUCUUUGGUUUUAACUGUACACACUGUGGCUCUGUGGUUUGCAUUCCCCGGCAUGAGUCUGUCUGUUUGUCAUACUCGUGUUCCUUCCUGCCACAGCCUCCAUUAAGAGAUUACUAACACUCUUGGCGCCUUGGCCUAUUGUAAUCCCCCCUCCACCCCCCCUCAUCACCCCACCUUACCCAAAGCACUGCAUCUUAUUAACACUGACAAUCAUGCCCGUACAGGUAUUCACUCUCAUGUAGAAUUAAUAGAAAACCCACACACAUGCAUGUGCCACAUAUACAUCGUGCGCAUAAAGAUAAACAUGUGAAAUCAUUCUCACACGUACACGCACUCACAGGUGUGGAUGCCUUUGCGGUGACUGAUCUCUUAAAAGCAUGCUGGGCAGAUCCAUGCAAGCUUGUUCAGCUAAAGGAUGUUACUUUGGAAGUGUUUACAGCUAUCACAGAUUUUUUUUUUUUUUUUUUCUUUCUCCCUCCACGCACUCCCUAUUCCGAAGACAUUCACACAUAACAUACAACACAGCAUUCACCUCCCUAACAGAUGUCCCCAGAGAAACACUGCACUGAAAAACAGCCACAGAUGGUGCUACACCCCUCCAGCCUCUGUCACAAGCCAAACUGCACCGCACUGCUCGCCCCACCUCACCCAGCCCACCCUAGAGGCCUGUUUCGCUCAUCUGGUUCUCCGAGGUAGACUGUUUCCAAAAUGCCUCUUCUGCAUCAUUCUAGGUGUGUUUACAGAUUCAGAACAGCCUUACCAGUGCCCAGCCAACACCAGCACCACACACUGCUUGCCUUAAUCUCCGGACCUUUGUACCUAUUGGACCUAUUAUACCUAUUGUACCUCUGCUGCCAGCUAUUGCUCUAGCUACCUCCCUUGUUUCUGACUGGCAAUUUUCCUGACACCUGAAGGUUAGCGCUAGCUAUUAGCUACUACUUGUUAGGAGUAAAUCAUGACAGACAGAGCUUUAUGAGCAAAGUUGUUUGUGAUGACUCUUCCCUUGUUUCCUGAUGUGUGUCACAGCGCCUGCGCAAGUGCAAUUCCUUCAGCAAGCAAAAAUGUGUACGUUGCUGCCGGAACAAAGGGCUGCAGAUUUACAUCUUUGCCUCAGAUCAGCCGUUUGAUGGAUAUGCCAUAUUAAUGACUUUUCAACUCCGUAGUGCACUUUCUUGCCUUAGGCUUCAGAAUCAUGUGGCACUGGCCUACUGUGUUACUCACUAGUGUUACAUACAUAUAUAUAGAUUGGUUUCCUCAUUUGAUCCUCACUGGUGUUCUUUUGAGUUUUUGUGUUUUUUUUGUGGUGUGUCAAUGUCUUAAAUUGGGGGUUUGUUUUUAAAGAUCAAUUUGCAUAUUUUUCCUUAAAGACGUAGCUGUAAUGAAAUACUCUGGGUUUAAAGAUCCCAAUGUUUUUAUUUUCAGAGGGAAUGUGAUCACUUCCUCAGUAAUGGGUUAUUGGCUUGUCCAAAGAGUGUGAAUGGAUUUCUGAUAUGUUUACAUGAAUUCAGUUAUGGUAAUAUAGGAACAUUUGAAAUUGUCUGAGGCAACGGUUUUCAUAACAAGGUUUUCUCAGGUGAACAAUACACAACACACAGGAUCUUUUUGAUAGUGUUACUCAUCAGUUGCCCCAAACACUUCCUUUUGCCAUUCCAUAUCUUUUGUCUGUCGGGAAUUUGGUAAUACAGUUUUAACACAACGGGAAGUGGUUGUAUUGUAGCCUGUUCUGUUCUAGCGCAGUACAUGAGGCAGCCAGUUGCUCUUUGUUGUUGUACUGGAUUUGUAUGCGUAUGUCUCGAAGAGUGAAAAGUGUGAAACAAUUUGUCCUCAGUGUAAUCAAUCUCUCCAAGUCUAUCUCAAUGAUUCCUGCUGUCUGUUAAAUAGAGAAGCCAGUAGCUAAAGAGAACAACUUAAAUCAAUGGUUUACCAUCUGUCAAGACGAUGCGGGGGAGAGGAAGUAUUCACUAAGCAACUGUACAGUCUUAUCCUAAUUUAUGAAAUCUACAACUGUUAAUUUCUGAACCGCUUGCUCUUAAAUGUUUCUGAUCAGUUUUUGAAAUUCAGGGGACAUGGUAGUGAAUGUAUUACAUUUUGUGCCUUUUCUUUCUGUUGAUCUUUUUGUGUGCCAUUAAGUCUACAUAUUGUACCUAAAUAUCAAAUAAAUUUUGUCUGGAA
Morone saxatilis (striped sea-bass) is the source of this 3112-nucleotide messenger RNA. RefSeq names its product phosphatidylinositol transfer protein beta isoform. Gene Ontology annotation, cellular component: cytoplasm. Lineage: Eukaryota; Metazoa; Chordata; Actinopteri; Moronidae. Gene Ontology annotation, molecular function: phosphatidylinositol binding; phosphatidylinositol transfer activity; phosphatidylcholine binding. The record is from RefSeq and is a predicted model, not a curated record. Gene Ontology annotation, biological process: phospholipid transport.